This is a messenger RNA of Pseudophryne corroboree (corroboree frog), 3045 nucleotides long. It is a transcript of the gene MBNL3, whose product is annotated as muscleblind like splicing regulator 3. The coding region runs from base 1034 to 2293 and encodes 419 amino acids. The record is from RefSeq and is a predicted model, not a curated record. Gene Ontology annotation, cellular component: nucleus. Gene Ontology annotation, molecular function: RNA binding; metal ion binding. NCBI's taxonomy places the organism in Eukaryota, Metazoa, Chordata, Amphibia, Anura, Myobatrachidae. The transcript is spliced from 9 exons. Gene Ontology annotation, biological process: regulation of RNA splicing.
UGUACAAGGGAGGGCCUUUCUUUAGAACCAGCUCUCGUUUUUUGGCGGCACUUCUGACUGACUGAUUUCCUGACUGCUUACUUACUUUCUUUUCCCCGGGACUGUGAGACCUUGUGCACACUAAUAUUUCUCGCUUCUGUGGGUUAUCGCUGGAAUACAAAUUAUUGGAGUUUGCAGAAGAUGGUCGGUUGUUUUUGUUCAUGCUAAUCCCUGGAAAAUGCAGUUUGGCGAAUGAGAGGCUUCCAGUCGCAGAAGAGAAUGAUGUACAGGAUCACUUUACCAGACCAGUUGCCAGGUUGCUGAAACGUGCCUUUUUUUCCGAAGCUAACGCUGCUUGGAUUUCUGUCUAGUGCUGCCUCUGUUUUUCUUUUUUUCUCCUUUUUUUUUCUUUCUCUUUGCCGUUGCUUGCAGACCAAACCCUGACGGCAACUUACUUUUAAUUCAAAUACAACACUUUGAAACGAAAGUCAACACACUUUCAUUAAUAGUCACGUCUGUGCCCGAUUGUAACAAUAUUUUAUUCAUCUGAACUAAAAAAAAAAAAAAAAGAAACACGACAGUUUGUUUGAAGAACUGAAUUUCUGCCAAUUGCUGAUGCAUUUUCACAACCAUAAUUGGAACCAUUAAGUGGAGAGCACAGAAUUAUUUUAAAAGACUGCAUAUUCUAACCCCCACCGAUUUCACAAGUGGCACAAAAAGCCAACACAUUCAAACUUUGACAUUUGCACUUUUUUAAGAGCUGGCCUCGAAUUAGAUUUAUUUUUAUUUUCAAUUUAUCUGAUAAAACAUCUAUUUUAUGGUUGGAUUUUUAUGUUUUAUUCUUGUCUCAACAACAGAUACAAAUUGACUUAAAAAAAAAAACAACAAAAAAACCUUAAGUGCUGACAAUUUUUUUUUUACCAAAGUGACAAAAUAGUUAUUUUAUUCAUUUAAACUUGAAUUCCACGAUUCCUUGUCCCACUUAUUUUAAGAAGAAAACGAUUGUAGUAAGAAAUAAAGUGUUCUCUUAGGCUUGGGCAACCUAUCUUUUAAUAUGGCCGUCAACGUCUCAUUGGUGCGUGACACAAAAUGGUUGACAUUGGAAGUAUGUCGGGAAUUCCAGAGAGGCACUUGUUCAAGGUCUGAUGCAGAGUGUAGGUUUGCUCAUCCAUCACGGAGUUGUCACGUGGAAAAUGGGAGAGUUAUUGCCUGUUUUGACUCACUGAAGGGUCGGUGUACGAGAGAAAACUGUAAAUAUCUGCACCCUCCUCCGCACUUAAAAACUCAGCUAGAAAUCAAUGGACGGAAUAACCUUAUACAGCAGAAGACCGCGGCUGCUAUGCUCGCACAGCAGAUGCAGUUCAUGCUCCCCGGCACUCAGCUACAGCCAAUUUAUCUGGCCUGGCACGGCCGAGACAUGGUCCUAGGGAAUAGGAGGGACGCAUCUCCUGCUUGCUGGGACGGGGGAUCCCCUAUACCUUUUGAAGUUCAGCAUUCCUUUGCACACCACAAAUCUUGUUUCUUUCCGCAGACCCCUUUCCCUGUGACCCAAUCCCUUGCAACAAGCCCAUCAAUGGCUUUUAGCCCAUACCUGAGUCAUGUCUCUCCAGGAAUGGGUCUGGUUCCUGCAGAGCUUUUACCAAAUACCCCUGUCCUGGUUUCUGGAAAUCCGGCUGUUACAGUACCUGGCUCUGCUGGUCAGAAACUGGUGCGCACAGACAAACUGGAGGUUUGCAGAGAAUUUCAGCGUGGGAACUGCACCCGUGGUGAAAAUGACUGCCGCUAUGCGCACCCGAUAGACAUCAACAUGAUCGACACCAACGAAAACACUGUAACAGUUUGCAUGGAUUACAUCAAAGGGCGAUGCUCUAGGGAGAAAUGCAAGUACUUUCACCCCCCUGCACACCUGCAAGCCAAAAUAAAGGCAGCUCAGCACCAGGUGAACCAAACAGCAGCAGCUGCUAUGACUCAGCCAGCUGUUACAUCACUGAAGCGAUCCCUCAGCACCACCCUUGACCUGGCACUGCAGCCUGGAGCACUUCAACCUUUACCAAAGAGGCCAGCACUUGAAAAAAGCAAUGGGGCCACCACGGUGUUUAACCCCAAUGUUUUCCACUACCAACAGGCUCUAGCAAAUAUGCAGUUACAGCAACCUGCAUUUAUCCCGACAAUAGACCAUGUUGAAAUUUUGAACAGCAGAAUUGUGGAGUACCAGAAUUUAUCCGUGGGAAGUUACACAUUGCCUUUCUGUAAAUACCCAUUUAUGGCAUCCUCCACCAACUCGACAGUAAGCCUGCUGCAGUCUACAUAUUAACCAAAAAGAGAAAAUUAUGGGAAUGUCUGAAAACAGCACUAUGAAAAAAAAAAAAAAAAAAAAGAAAACCAUUAAAAAACAACAUCACUCUCUCAAAGCAGUUAUACACUUAGGAUACUAUACUAGACUUUUGUAACACAUUUACGUUUAACUCAUGUAAUCAUUCUGUGUGUACCAUGAUAGAUGUGUACACAAUGCAGAUGCUUGUUUUACUGCAUAAUAUUGAUGGUUCACAAUUUUAAAGUGUUAUCUUAACUUUUGUUUACAUUGUAGUCAAUUUUAUUUUUAUGUGUGUACCAUUAUCAUAAGUAUACUCAAGACCAUCUUUUCCAUUGUGACUUAUUACCUGGAUUGUUGUUUUGUCAUAUUCUUAGUAUUAUGCCAAACAGGGACAAAGUGGUUCUCAAAUUAGGUCUAAGUAUACCUUAGGGACUUAUCAGAACAUUAUCUAUGAUAAAUGAGAUUUUAGAAUGUUUUCUGAAAUUUAAAACACCAAAUUUUAUCUCCUUAAAUGAAAGAAAAAAGAAAAUAGAAUUUGUAAAAAAAAAUUACAGAAUUAUCCAGUACAAUGAACUGUUGCACUUUCCAAAGUCAGGAACAAGAGAAGCUCAUUAUAGACACAGUUGCAACAGCACCUCCACUAGUAAAGUUCAUGGGAAAUAUUGCAGCCUCUAAGAGCAUUGUGUGUUAUGGUAAUUUUAGGAUAAGACUCUCCAGCCUUUGCAAUAAAGGGUUCACCACGUUGAGAUGAA